UAGAGCCACCUCCCUCAAAUUACGUUGCUCUCCAUGACCCAUCCUGAGUCUCACAGUUCAAGCUAAUCAUUGACAGAGCUUUACAAUCACAAGCUUUUACUGAAGCGUUGAUAAGACAGUCAAGCAGUUAGUGGCAAAUGAAGCCAGUCUGUGCAGCAGGAUCUCCAGGGAAUGAAUGGAUUUUCUUCAGUACGAAGAAAGAAACAUGCUAUAGGAAAACAAUGUCCAACGCAGGACUGCAAAGAUCUGUCAUCCUGUCAGCAUUUAUUCUCCUAGGAGCUGUUACUGGAUUCUCCGGAGACGGAAGCGCUAUAUGGUCUAAAAAUCCUAAUUAUAGUCCGGUAAAUGAAAGUCAGCUGUUUCUCUAUGACACUUUUCCUAAAAACUUUUCCUGGGGCGUUGGGACUGGAGCAUUUCAAGUGGAAGGGAAUUGGAAGACCGAUGGAAAAGGUCCUUCUAUAUGGGACCAUUUCGUCCAUACACACCUUAAAAAUGUCAACAGCAAUAGUUCCAGUGACAGUUACAUUUUUCUGGAAGAAGACUUGUCGGCUUUGGAUUUUAUAGGAGUUUCUUUUUAUCAAUUUUCAAUUUCCUGGCCAAGGCUCUUCCCUGACGGAAUAGUAGCAGUUGCCAAUGCAAAGGGUCUGCAGUACUAUAAUACUCUUCUGGACGCUCUAGUACUUAGACACAUUGAACCUAUAGUUACUUUAUACCACUGGGAUUUGCCUUUGGCACUGCAAGAAAAAUAUGGGGGGUGGAAAAAUGAAACCAUAAUAGAUAUCUUCAAUGACUAUGCCACAUACUGUUUCCAGACAUUUGGGGACCGUGUCAAAUACUGGAUUACAAUUCACAACCCAUAUCUAGUUGCUUGGCAUGGCUAUGGGACAGGUAUACAUGCCCCUGGAGAGAAAGACAAUUUAGCAGCUGUCUACUCUGUGGGACACAACCUGAUCAAGGCUCAUUCGAAAGUUUGGCAUAACUACAAUAUAAAUUUCCGCCCACAUCAGAAGGGCUGGUUAUCGAUCACGUUGGGAUCCCACUGGAUUGAACCAAACAGAUCGGAAAACAUGACAGAUAUACUUAAAUGCCAACAGUCCGUGGUUUCUGUGCUCGGCUGGUUUGCCAACCCUAUCCAUGGGAAUGGCGACUAUCCAGAGAUGAUGAAAAAGGAGUUGCUCGCCACUCUGCCCCUUUUCUCUGAAGCAGAGAAAGAUGAGGUGAGGGGCACAGCUGACUUCUUUGCCUUUUCCUUUGGACCCAACAACUUCAAGCCCCAGAACACCAUGGAUAAAAUGGGACAAAAUGUGUCACUCAAUUUAAGAGAAGUGCUGAACUGGAUUAAACUGGAAUAUGGUAACCCCCGAAUAUUGAUUACUGAGAAUGGCUGGUUCACGGACAGUCAUGUAACAACAGAAGACACCACAACGAUCUACAUGAUGAAGAAUUUCCUCAACCAGGUUCUGCAAGCAAUACAGUUUGAUGAAAUACAAGUGUUUGGUUACACUGCCUGGUCUCUCCUGGACGGCUUUGAAUGGCAGAACGCUUACACCAUUCGUCGAGGAUUAUUUUAUGUGGAUUUUAAUAGUAAACAAAAAGAAAGAAAGCCCAAGUCUUCAGCACAUUACUAUAAACAGAUCAUACAAGAAAACGGUUUUACUUUAAAAGAAUCCACACCAGAUGUGCACGGUCAGUUUCCCUGCAACUUCUCCUGGGGUGUCACUGAGUCUGUCCUGAUGCCUGAAUUGGAGGCUUCCUCCUCACCGUUCAUCGAUCCUCACCUGUAUGUGUGGAAUGUGACAGGCAACAGACUGUUGCACCAAGUGGAAGGAGUGAAGCUGAAAACACGGCCAGGUCACUGCACGGAUUUUGUCAGUAUCAGAAGACAACUUGAGAUGUUAGCAAAAAUGAAUGUCACCCACUACCGGUUUGCUCUGGACUGGCCCUCAAUCCUUCCCCAUGGCAACCUGUCCACAGUUAACCGACAAGCUCUGAAGUACUACAGGUGUGUGGUCAGUGAAGGACUGAAGCUCAACAUCUCCACAAUGGUUACACUGUACUACCCGACCCACGCCCACCUAGGCCUCCCCACACCGCUGCUGCAGAGUGGAGGAUGGAUGAACCCAUCAAUGGCCCAGGCCUUCCAGGACUACGCCGGGCUGUGCUUCCAAGAGCUGGGGGACCUGGUGAAGCUCUGGAUCACCAUCAACGAGCCCAAUAGGCUGAGUGACAUCUACAAACGCGCUAAUAAUGACACCUACAGGGUAGCCCACAACCUGCUGAUGGCCCACGCCCUAGCCUGGCACCUAUAUGACCAGCAGUACAGGCCAGCGCAGCGCGGGGCAGUGUCGCUGUCUCUGCACUCGGACUGGGCGGAACCCGCCAACCCUUAUGCAGACUCGCACAGGCAGGCGGCCGAGCGCUUCCUACAGUUUGAAAUCGCCUGGUUUACAGAACCCCUCAAGACCGGAGACUACCCGUUGGCCAUGCGGGAGUACAUAGCCCUCAAGAACAAGCAAGGGCUAUCACGCUCCACGUUGCCUCAGUUCACCAAGGAGGAGAGCAGGCUGGUCAAGGGCGCUGCCGACUUCUACGCCCUGAACCACUUCACCACCAGGUUCGUGAUGCAAGCGCACCAGAACGGCAGCCGCUACGACGCGGACAGGGACGUCCAGUUUCUGCAGGACAUUACCUGCCUGAGCUCCCCCACCCGCAUGGCUGUCCUGCCCUGGGGGGUGCGGAAGGUGCUGAGCUGGAUCCAGAGAAACUGUGGAGACAUGGAUGUUUACAUCACAGCCAAUGGCGUCGACGACCAGUCUCUGGAAAAUGAUGAACUCCGAAAGUACUACUUAGAGAAAUACAUUCAGGAGACCUUGAAAGCAUACCUGUUGGAUAAAGUCAAAAUCAAAGGCUAUUAUGCAUUCAAACUGACUGAAGAAAAAUCUAAGCCCAGAUAUGGAUUCUUCACAUCUGAUUUCAAAGCAAAGCCCUCAAUUCAGUUGUAUAACAAACUCAUCAGCAACAGUGGCUUCCCCUCUGAGGACAGUAAUCACAGAUGCAGCCAGACGCAAAGAAACACAGAGUGCACUAUCUGCUUACUUCUUGUGCAUAAGAAAGCAUUGAUAUUCUUUGGUUGUUGCUUCUUCUCCACCCUGGUUCUACUUUUAUCGAUUACCAUUUUUCAUAAGCGAAAGAGAAGAAAAUUUUGGAAAGCAAAGGAGAACGUACAACAUAUACCAUUAGAGAUUACUCACAAGGAAGUUAACUAAACUGGUCCUGUUUCUGUUUGCGUAACAGAAAGUUUAAAAAUUCACUCCAGUUCCAUAUACCAGUAACUGAAAGCUAUACCUAUACUGUAGAAAGACAAUGUAUUUGUGGUAGCCAAAGUGAUGACAAUGUCUCUGCUGUGUGGUUCAAAUGAAUUUUCCCUUAGGCAUUUACUGUUGAUGACAGUGAAUUCAAUUCUUGGCUAUGAAGAUAAAGGUUUCUAGGCAGUAAACUAUGAGGAUUAUGAUACAUUGCUUCAUGAUGUUUGAUGAGCUGUUUUCCAUCAUUCCUUUCUAGCUAUCUUUUAUAAAUACCAGUAGCUACUUAUCAUAAAUUUUUGAAAAAGUGCAACUUUUUGUUAUACUUCAUACGAGACUUAAAAUUCUUAACACUGGAUAGUCAGUGCUAUAUUCUGUCACUUCUAACAAGGUGCUUUCCCCUUUAGGACUGAGUGAUUCUCAAGUGGAAAGGAAAAAAUAACAAUAGAAUAGUGUUUAUCUAUUGCCAGUUACAGCACACUCUUAAGCAAAUCAAUCCCUUAAGUUUUUCUGAAUAGAAAUAAAAAUUAUCAAGCAUGUAUAAAACAUCUAAUUUUGUCACGUCUCUUUUAUCAGAUCUGACUUUUUAAAAAUAAUAUAUUAACUCCCAAAACUCACCUCAUGGAAAGAGUACUGAUUAAGGAGAGCUAGACCCAAAUGCCUGUGAAGAUAGGGUUGUCACUCAACCUCACGGUACAGCAACUUUCUCUUCAAAUUGACAUCAUUCUUCCUCACUUGAUUUUGAGGUGACAAAACCAGAUCUAGCAUAUCCAGCAAAGCUCAACAUUGUUUCAAAAAUGUGGUUUUAUCAUCAGACAAAAGACCAUAUUGUUCCAUAAAACUUGCCCUCUCUCUAGGAGCUUCACUGUUCUGACACCAUAUGCAUAGAUGGACCGACCUCUCAAGGCGUAGAAUGCAGCCAUAUCUGGACCUAGCAAAUGUGACUCUAGAUCAAUUCAGAAUGUUACUGGUCUAACUUUUUUACAUUGGACCUUUUGAAGCUGGGAUAAAGUAAAUCCUUAAAUCUGUAUUUGAAGUUUGACUUUCUUGUUCAGUGAACCGUUGUCAGAAAUCCUGAAAUGUAAACCCAUUUAUACUGAUUGUUUCUUUAGGUUAAUCCACCUAAAUAACCCAUUACACACAGUAGCUAGUCACUUUCCACCCUCUGCAGGAAUUUAGACUUUCUUAAAAGUCAAAGAAAGCUCUUCGGUUCAAAAAGCCUUGGUAGAAAACUGCCCUAAAUGAAGGCAGUUGUGAUUUCUUUUUCAGGUCCAUCUAUUAUGUCAGAAGGCCAAUUUCAUAGAUAUAACAGACUCUAAGUGAUAAUGAAUAGCAAUGUUUCAAAGAUACUGUAGAGAUAACACAAUUGGUCAAUUCAAGUAAAUGCAAAAGGGAUGAGAAAUCAAUUUGCUACUUGGCUGGCAAAAUACUAAAAUUUUGCUUGUUUUUCUAUUCUCCUUGCCCCAUUGUAACCACUCCUCCAACCAUAGCAGUUUUUAGGUUAGCCUUUGCAAAGAAAUUUUUGGUAUUUUGAGAACCAAGUGGGCCUGAGGCUAUACAGUUACAAUAACUGGUUAACUGUUUUUAAUAUACACGGUCUGACAAUUAAGUUUGAGAGUUUGUUGCAAGGAUGUUGCUAAUCUUUUUUGAUAUCAGAG
Messenger RNA from Hipposideros armiger (great roundleaf bat), 4960 nucleotides. RefSeq names its product klotho beta (gene KLB). NCBI's taxonomy places the organism in Eukaryota, Metazoa, Chordata, Mammalia, Chiroptera, Hipposideridae. Gene Ontology annotation, molecular function: hydrolase activity, hydrolyzing O-glycosyl compounds. The record is from RefSeq and is a predicted model, not a curated record. Gene Ontology annotation, biological process: carbohydrate metabolic process.